UGUCUAUGAAUAAAGCGAUGUGCAUCUUAUCAAUACCUAAAAUAAAAGAACGGAAUAUUUAACUUCUCUUUUUUAAAAAAAAAUUUAGCAGUAUCAACUUUCUCAAAGUCCAAUUUGGAUUGAACAGGUGAUCAAAAAACAGAGUUAGCCAUGGGAAUUUUAGACCUUCACUUAUCACCUAAACCACUUCCAAUCUUCUUUUUCCCUUCCACGCCCAACCUCCUCUCACCAAUCUUCCCCUUCUCUAAACCAAAAUUUAACCAGCGCCACUGCAGAAACCUAAUCCCUAAACUACCCUUAUCGUCAUUUAGAAACGGUAGCAACACACCAUCUGAAACAGAGUGCCCUGUCCCACUAGAACAACAGCCCAUAAACGAGUACCAGAGUCUCUCCACCUCCUUCCCAUUUUCUUGGCCUGCUAGUAACAUUGUUGAGUAUUGCUCUCGUUUGUUCGUUACUGGCGCUUCUUUUGCACUAUUUAUCGGAUUACCUGUUGCUUGGUUUGGUUCUGUUAGGCCAGAAUCUGAGCCAUUUAAACCAAUUAUUGCAGCUGCUUCAAGUGGGAUUCUUCUUGUUAGUCUUGCUGUUGUGAGAAUGUAUCUGGGUUGGGCUUAUGUUGGUAAUCGAUUGCUCAGUGCCACUGUUGAAUACGAAGAGACUGGAUGGUAUGAUGGUCAGAUAUGGGUGAAGACAGCUGAAGUUUUGGCACGAGAUCGACUUCUUGGUUCGUUUUCAGUUAAGCCUGUACUGAGCAGAUUAAAGUACACUCUUCUAACUCUUGCAACCUUAUUACUUGGAUGUGUUGUUCUCUUCAUCAAUAUUGAAGGAGCACAAAAGGGCGUAUAUGUAACAUCUGAAGCAACUAGAGAUAGAACUAUACCUGGAGUUUACAACGAUGAUUCAGCCAGAUCAUUUGAGCCAGAUGCAUUCUGCGGUUUACAGGUGGCCUGCGGCCAUAUCUUGCAUACUGUAAGAUAUUCUUCCAUAUGGUGGAAGAAUAUUGUGAACAUAUUGACAAGUGAAAUAGCAUUGAAAUUUACUCACCUCUCUCUUGUUUGUCUUCACGUCAUAGAUGCUUUGUCAUGGGUUGCCAUUCAAUAGAGUGGGCUACCUGGAUUCAGGUUAUGUGUCUUGAUUUUGGAGAAAAUGUUAAAUAAACUCAGUUUACCAAGUCAUCUAUAGGUAAAUUGAAUUAAAUAUUGAUAUGUCAUAAGUGAUGUAUUUGUAUUGAUUGGUUAAUACAAAUGUAAUAACUAACAGAUGAUACCACAUAUGUUGUUGCACAA
This is a messenger RNA of Ricinus communis (castor bean), 1286 nucleotides long. RefSeq lists its product as uncharacterized. Bases 151 to 1101 code for a protein of 316 amino acids. The record is from RefSeq and is a predicted model, not a curated record. The transcript has 5 exons. Lineage: Eukaryota; Viridiplantae; Streptophyta; Magnoliopsida; Malpighiales; Euphorbiaceae.